AUGCCUAGAAUGAAGCCUAUUGUCACGUAUUCGCUAGCAGCUGUCAUCAUCAUUUGGGUGAUGCUUGGUGCCAUCACAUUGCCUAAUGCUACUCGAUGGUUCAGAGGCUCAGGAUGCAGUAUUAGACAAGACAUUGUAUCGUUUCAUCUAAACAAAUCAGCGACACUACAAGACGCCAUUCCAGUAAAGCUUGCUCAGAGAGAGUACAAGGACGGUAUUUUCUUGGUAGAUAACACUCCAGAAGUGGCUCAACAGGGACUACAAGGAAUACUGUACAACAGAGGAGAAGCUUGUACUCUGUAUUCGCCAAAUACAUCUACAUUCAUCUUCCAGAAUAACAUGUCAAGGAUCGCAUUGAUCGAACAAAGCACAAACUGCUAUUUGGUUGAUAAAAUUAUGAAUGCUGAGAGAGACGGUGCUGUGGCAGCCAUCGUAUUCAAUAAUAGCACAGUAUCAAAUGAACAGCCUAUGGGUGUGAUACCAAAAUCAAUAAGGAUCCCCACAUACUACGUCAGUUACAAUACUGGUAUUGCAAUGGUGCAUGACUUGGAGAAUGUAGCUAAAUCACCACCACAAGAAGGCGACACUCCAUACAUGCUUCGAGUGGGCCUGCUACCCAACAGUAAGCCUGCGUUAGAUCAUUGGCAAUUUGCAUUAAUCAUCGUAGGUGCUAUGCUUGUAACCAGCAUCAUUUCUAUUACUGCAUUACAGUGUCAUAUGUGGCGAAUGGCUAGAGAAAGACGUCAAGAAGAGAAUGAAAUCCUAACUCUGGCAGAGCAACAACAGCUUACGGCUGACGAAAACUACUGGAGAAACAUAACUGGACAACCACCGAGACUCAUGCCACAACCACGGCCUACAAAGCAGCGUCUGCCUCAAUCUCUCGUGGAUCUGCUGCCUACUCGUAUCUAUAGAAACAAAGAGACAGUGUCUGAUGAAAAGCUAUGCUCAAGCAGAAAUGCCUCCAAUAGCUCACUAGACACAGCAUACGAGCCUUCAAAUUGUGUCAUUUGUUUGGAACCUUUUGAAAAUGGAGAUGUUUUACGACGAUUACCUUGCAAUCACGAGUAUCACCGAGAUUGUGUUGAUGUAUGGCUUACCAAGAAAUGCGGGUCUUGCCCUCUCUGUUUGCAUUACAUCGAGAUCCCCACUGUCCCUGAUGAGACCCAUGCACUAGAUCAAGAUGCAACAGAGCCAAAUUAUUAUGGAUCAGGUGAUUUAGCUAGUACAUGGCAAAGCCUAUCAAGGGACGAGGAAAUUUUGCUUCGACAACAUCCCUUUUCAUACAACGCAACACCAUCAUCAGCAGCCUCGUUUACAAACCCUUAUCCUCCCGCCUAA
Messenger RNA from Mucor velutinosus, 1341 nucleotides. RefSeq names its product GrpE, mitochondrial. The record is from RefSeq and is a predicted model, not a curated record. The coding region runs from base 1 to 1341 and encodes 446 amino acids. NCBI's taxonomy places the organism in Eukaryota, Fungi, Mucoromycota, Mucoromycetes, Mucorales, Mucoraceae. The transcript is spliced from 5 exons. Gene Ontology annotation, molecular function: ubiquitin protein ligase activity. Gene Ontology annotation, biological process: ubiquitin-dependent protein catabolic process.